AUGAAGAUGUUCUUGUGGACGAUUUUGAUCUCCGUGCUCAUGAUCUAUAGGAGCACUGGUCGAAUGCUGGAGGAAAAUUGCGGAUCAUCUUUAGUAAGAUCAAAGGUAGUGAAUGGCCAAAAUGCUGAAAGGGAAGCGGCCUCUUGGAUGGCAGCCAUACGUAAUACAGAACGUUUUAUAUGCGGCGGAACUGUGAUCCACAGGAACUUUGUGUUGACCGCAGCUCAUUGUAUUGAGGGUCAAAGCAACUUAUUCGUGAUGUUGGGAGCAUAUAAUAAAUCGAACCCAGCUCAAGAGUACAGCGUUAGCCUGGCGGUGAUCCAUAAUGGAUUCAGCAUCAUUACCUUGCAAAACGAUAUUGGCCUGCUUAAAACAUCACAGGAUAUUCAGUUUGGUUUUGAUGUCUAUCCGAUCUGCAUUAUUCUGCAUCCCAUGAUGAAGAGCAGAGUGGACAGCAUGGAGACAUUCGAGGGCUAUGGUUGGGGAAAUACAAAGAGGAACCAAAAAAGCGAACUCCUUCAGCAAAUCACGCUACAACGCUAUAAUCGCAGUUGGUGCAACCGGUACCUUCGCAAUAAUCCACUCACCUCGAACCAGCUCUGUGCCGGAUCGUGGAAUGGAGAUACGUGCCAGGGUGAUUCCGGUGGUCCUCUGACAAAAAAGAUCCCUAUUAACGGACAAGAAAUACAGGUACAGGUGGCGAUUGGAACAUCAGUAUACCACUAA
Molecule: messenger RNA, 726 nt
Organism: Drosophila serrata
Lineage: Eukaryota; Metazoa; Arthropoda; Insecta; Diptera; Drosophilidae
Product: clotting factor G beta subunit
Biological process (GO): proteolysis
Molecular function (GO): serine-type endopeptidase activity
Source: RefSeq, a predicted model, not a curated record